AUGAGCAUUUCAAAUUGGAUUACAACUGCGUAUUUAAUUACAUCAACAUCUUUUCAACCACUUUAUGGUUCCUUUUCUGAUGCACUUGGUCGAAGGAACUGUCUUUUCUUUGCCAAUGCUGCCUUUACUAUUGGAUGUUUAGCCUGUAGUUUAUCAACGAACAUCUAUACACUUAGUUUGAUGAGGGCUUUAGCAGGUAUAGGUGGCGGCGGCUUGAUCACCCUCUCUACCAUUGUGAAUUCCGAUGUUAUUCCGAGUUCAAAAAGAGGAAUUUUUCAAGCAUUUCAGAAUUUGCUUCUAGGAUUCGGUGCCAUAUGCGGAGCAUCUUUUGGUGGUACCAUCGCUUCGACUAUUGGUUGGAGAUGGUGUUUUCUCAUUCAAGUGCCAAUAUCAAUAAUUAGCUCCGUAUUAAUGAAUUAUUAUGUACCUAACCAGAAGGAAUAUAAUCAUGAAAACUCCAACAUCUUCCGUAAUUCCAAAAGAAUUCUUACAGAUAUAGAUAUUACUGGCUCAAUCCUUAUAAUAACUGGUCUCACAUUGCAGCUCCUUUACCUGAGCUUGGGAUGCUCUGGUUCCAAGCUUUCAUGGACUAGCCCGUCUGUGUUACUGCUAUUGGUUGGCAGUAUAGCCAUUCUUUUACUGUUUAUCUCGCAUGAAAAGAAAACGACCGCUAGAGCGAUCAUUCCUAUGGAGCUAGUGAGCUCCUCAUACAGUUUCGUGGUGCUUUUGAUUAGUAUACUGGUCGGUUUUGCCAGUUAUGCCUAUCUCUUUACUUUACCGUUAUUCUUUCAGAUCGUGCUAGGAGACUCGACUGCCAAAGCUGGACUACGUCUCGCAAUCCCGUCUCUAUUUACCCCAGUUGGCAGCCUUAUAACUGGAUUUUCCAUGAGCAAAUACAAUUGUUUGCGAUCUUUACUCUACGUUGGCGUGUCUCUGAUGUUUCUGGGUAACUUUUUGUUUUUGUUUAUUGAAAAAACAUCACCAAAUUGGUUGAUCAGUUUGUUUUUGAUCCCUGCAAAUUUGGGACAGGGAAUCACCUUUCCCACGACAUUGUUUACUUUUAUAUUUCUGUUCCCUAAGAGCGAUCAAGCUACUGCAACAUCAACUUUAUAUCUGUUCCGAAGCAUUGGAUCCGUUUGGGGUGUUGCAAUUUCUGCUGGUGUUAUCCAACUAUCUUUUGCAAAGUACUUGCGCUCUAAUCUGAAAGAUAUGCUGGAUGAAAACACAAUAGCCAAAUUAAUUACCAAGCUCAACGCCAAUUCUUCAUAUAUUGAAUCUUUACAUGGUGAGGUGAAGAACACGGUAAUAGAGAGCUUCGACGCUGCGACGAAAAGGGCUCACCUAAUGUCUACCCUACUUUCUUUAUUGGCGUUGAUAUUAUGCAUAGUCAAAAACAAUUUGACGAAACCCAAAACAAGAAAAUAA
Molecule: messenger RNA, 1425 nt
Organism: Saccharomyces kudriavzevii IFO 1802
Lineage: Eukaryota; Fungi; Ascomycota; Saccharomycetes; Saccharomycetales; Saccharomycetaceae
Gene: VBA2
Product: Vba2p
Exons: 1
Coding region: 1-1425 (474 amino acids)
Biological process (GO): basic amino acid transport; transmembrane transport
Cellular component (GO): fungal-type vacuole membrane
Molecular function (GO): basic amino acid transmembrane transporter activity
Source: RefSeq, a predicted model, not a curated record